AUCCGACUGCGAGCCUCCGUGGUCCCGGCUCAGUUGACGAGCUGCCGCUGUUGAGAGCUGUAGAGCUGUGAUACACGUCGGUCGUGUGCAACUGGUUUAGUUCGUACUUUUUUUUUCGAGUCGAGUGUCGAGAUUCGACAGUUUAUCGACGACUACGAUUCUCGACGUAUGUGUCUUGAGUUUUUUUUUGAAUUCAAACUACCGAAUUUGAAUUUUAUUUGAUUUUUUUGGUUGCGAAAUACGUACCUACGAAGUUUCUCGAGUUAAUGUUGUAAUUUUUGUUACAUUUUGUGCGCGAGUUUUCUCAAUAUAUAUAUAUUUUUUCCAAGUUUGAUCAAUUUAUUUAUUUUUUUGCAAACUUUAUGGUGUUUUGAUUUAUAAUUUUAACUGAAAAUAUGGUGACAAUGGCUUCGAGUGCUACGAGCAGUAUUGGUGUUACUCCGCUGUCCCCGGAUGUGACCACGACCACUGUGCAGAAGAAAAGCUCGGAAAAUCGAAGGAGCAAUAAACCUAUUAUGGAGAAGAGACGCAGAGCCCGAAUUAACAACUCGUUGAAUGAAUUAAAAGCCUUGAUAUUGGAUGCGAUGAAAAAAGACCCAGCCAGACAUUCGAAACUGGAAAAAGCCGAUAUUCUGGAGAUGACGGUGAAACACCUCGAAUCAUUGCACAAACAACAAGCAGCCAUGUCUGCGGUUACCGAUCCCCAAGUAGUGAACAAAUACCGAGCCGGAUUCAACGAAUGCGCCGGCGAAGUGGGCCGCUUCCCCGGACUCGAGCCAAUGGUACGUCGCAGACUCCUACAACACUUAUCCACGUGCCUGAAUGCCACCGCCAUUGCCGCCUCAACAGCCGGCUCAAUCGGCGGCGGCAUCGACGCCAGCGCUACCAAAGCCCACCAACAAAACCUCCAAGUGCAUAUAUUACCAUCGGAGACGGGUGCCAAGCAGCAUCAUCAAAACGGUAUAUUCCUGAGUGCCGGAUCCAACGCCGGCGUCCAACUGGUACCGACCAGGCUACCUAAUGGCGAUUUAGCUCUAAUCCUACCUUCGGCGUCGACCACCAGCUCACAUAUCCAACAAAGGUUAUCCGUGUCGCCGGCUCCUUCUGGUUCUUCAUCUAGUUCACCUCCGCCUUUGGCCAUGAUCAACCAUUCUCGAUCAGCCAGCACCGACUCGGCUGCCAGUAGCAAUUCACCGAUUGGGUUCGAAAGGCUGUCGGUAACCAUACCAAAAAGCUCGCCUAAUGACGACUGCCAUUCGCCGAGUAGCAUUAAUUCGGCGUACUCGUCACCCAACAGUCCGGCGAGUCAAAUGAAGUACGAACAUUACGGAUUGUAUAGUCCACCAUUGCAGAAACCUUUGUCUUUGGUGGUACGCGAAAGCUACGGUGACAGGGAACCGUGGAGACCGUGGUAAUUAGUCUCUCUCUACCUUACCCUAAUGUUGCUGUUGCUGUUGCUGUUUGUGUGACACUGACACGACAACUCUUGGUCGAUUUUACCUACCUAUAAAGCGCGAUUCGUAUAUUGUUCGUGUUGUACCCUUGGUCUAGUUUCGUCUUUCAUAUAUACUAUUAUGCUAUACGUAUGUUAUAUUGUUUUUUUUUCUCUUUUCUGUCUUCUUUUUGUGGGUGUACUUACCUAUUUAUUUGUUUUUUUGUCUUUUUUUUUUUGAUUUUGGUCAAGUGUGUUAGUGUUAAGAUUUACUAUAUGAUUGGACUUUAUCGCCUUUAGUGGCCAAAAUGGGUUGAUUAUUCGACUUGCACCAGAAGGUGGUUUGGUUUUUUUUUUUUACUUAUUCGUCUUGUUCCAAAGAUUUAUGUACUAUUUUUUUACGUAUACCAGGAAGCGUUUUUACACGUUUUGGCGUCAGCCUUAUGUGCAUUUAAGAUACAGCUUGGUUCGAAAAGAUGCCAUUAUUGUGAGGUUUGAGGUAAAGUAGGUCUGUGUUCGGGGGUUCUUAGGAAGGGGGGUGUUUCUGAAUUGGAUUUGGAGGGAUCUACAUAAAUUGGUGGGAAAUUUCCCCCACUGCCUAUUGGAGUGAAAAUAAGUGAAAAAAAUUAAAAAAUUAUUUUUUAAAAAAAUGGGAAAAAAUAUUUUGAAAAAAAUUAAGAAAAAUUAUUUUGAAAAAAAUGAAAAAAAUUGAAAAAUUAUUUUUUAUAAAAUUGGGAAAAAUUAUGAAAAAAAUUGGGAAAAAUUAUAAAAAUAAUUGGAAAAAAUCAUUUUGAAAAAAAUUGAAAAAUCAUUUUAAAAACAAUUGAAAAAUUAUUGGAAAAAAAUUGGAAAAAAAUAUUUUGAAAAAAAUUAAGAAAAAUUAUUUUGGAAAAAAUGAAAAAAAAUUGAAAAAUUAUUUUUUUUAAAAAUUGGGAAAAAUUAUAAAAAAAAUUGGGAAAAAUUGUUUUGAAAAAUGAUUUUGAAAAAAAUUGGGGCAAAUUAUUUCAAAAAUAAAUUGGGAAAAAUUAUUUUGAAAAAAAAUGAAAGUUGAAAAAAAAUUUGAGACGAAUCUUGGAAUCGAUUUUUGAACAAUUCCUACCUAUCUUUUUCCCCCUUCAGUUGACGAUUGAAAUCGCCUAAUCUGAUAACAAAAUGAUAAAUCUCGAGCUAAAAUCUCGUUUAAAAAAAUCUCUGCGUCACUUUCGAUCAUUAGCCUAUCAUUAGUACGUACGUAUCUUAUCUUCAGCUUAUCUCAGGUCAGCAACUGCUGCUUCUUUUGACGUUCUGGUUAAUAGAUCUGGAUCAGGUUCAAGAUAGGGAUUUUAGUAGGAUGGCGUUGGCAUUCGAUAUUAAAAAUAGCAAAGAUAAGAGUAUAUUUUUGGCGUAUCUAUUCUAUAUCUUAUCUUUGUAGUACUUUUGCACUUUGAAAUCUGAUGGAAUGUUUCUCGGCGUACUCGUUUAAUGAUGAUCUAUCUGCAGACCUACCGAGCUAAGUUUAAUUGAAAAUUGAAAAAAAAACUGUCAUCGAUUAUUGGCAUCUUUUCUGAACCAGUGUGUCCUCGAGUAACGUCACGACUCCGUUGCCUGUCGACUAUCGUUUUUUUUCUCGUGACAAAUGUCACGAUCGUCACGAGAUGAGGAUACAAGACAUAUAGGCACCGAUAGCGAGACGUUAUCGAACUCUAAUGUGAUUCAUUAAUUAAUUAAAUUUUUAAGCUUUCGAGUUGUAAGUUUUAUUAUCUUUUCAUAAGUGUUAUCUCGUGCGUAUAUUUUCGUAUAAUAUGUACAACAACAACAAAAUCCAACGUCUUCCAUGUUACGUUUUUUUUUUUGCCUUAUUUUACGUUUAAAAUAAAGAAGCAUAUUAUCCUAUAUGUAUAAUUUUUUUUUGAAACGCUGUAAUAAGGGUAUUUACGUACGUAUGUUGUGGUACCCAUCGAUACAAUAAUGUACUUUUGUAAUAUGUACACUAAUUGUGUAUACGAAGCUCUAUAAUGUAUGUACAGAUGUGUAAUAAAGAUUUUGUUUUCAGUUGAUAA
Messenger RNA from Planococcus citri (citrus mealybug), 3471 nucleotides. RefSeq names its product protein hairy-like. The record is from RefSeq and is a predicted model, not a curated record. Gene Ontology annotation, cellular component: nucleus. Gene Ontology annotation, biological process: regulation of neurogenesis; anterior/posterior pattern specification; regulation of transcription by RNA polymerase II. Bases 396 to 1415 code for a protein of 339 amino acids. Lineage: Eukaryota; Metazoa; Arthropoda; Insecta; Hemiptera; Pseudococcidae. The transcript has 3 exons. Gene Ontology annotation, molecular function: DNA-binding transcription factor activity, RNA polymerase II-specific; protein dimerization activity; RNA polymerase II cis-regulatory region sequence-specific DNA binding.